Messenger RNA from Prunus avium (sweet cherry), 1306 nucleotides. The record is from RefSeq and is a predicted model, not a curated record. NCBI's taxonomy places the organism in Eukaryota, Viridiplantae, Streptophyta, Magnoliopsida, Rosales, Rosaceae.
CCCGAAAGCUCUUCCAACUCUGGGCACUUCUGUUCAAUCAUGGCUAACCAGCAAAGUAGUUUCUCAGUUGGGUUUAAUUGUUAAUUUGCAGGGGAUGGUCAAAAAUCCCAGGCAGCAAUCUCCCUGCAAUCAUCUCCGCAAAAAUAUCGUGCUCAUUUUGAGCUGGGAUUCAGCCAGCCUAUGAUCUGUGCAAAAUAUCCAUAUAUGGAUCAAUGUUAUGGACUCUUCUCAACAUAUGGACCUCAAAUUUCAGGGCGCAUUAUGCUGCCGCUGAACUUGACUGCCGAUGAAGGACCAAUCUAUGUAAAUGCUAAGCAAUACCAUGGGAUCAUCCGCCGCCGACAAUCCCGUGCCAAGGCAGUCAUGGAGAACAGAGCAGCUACACUUCGUAAGCCAUAUAUGCAUGAGUCACGCCAUCUUCAUGCACUGCGUCGACCAAGGGGAUGUGGUGGUCGUUUUCUGAACACAAAGACUAUGAACAUUGGGAAAAACGAAACUGAAGGGACGCAAGUUGGUGAUGGACAGCUGUUUAGGCACUCUGGUUCUCAUAGUUCUGAACUCCUGCAAUCUGAAAGUGGAACCUUAAACUCCUCAAAGGAAACAAAUGGCAGCAGUUCAAACAUAUCAGGGUCAGAGGUGACCAGCGUGUACUCUAGGAGAGAUCUUGAUCGUUUUUCCAUCAAUCAUCUCGGUCCCUCUGUGCACUCUCUGUCAGACAUGAUGGAUAGUGUGCGUGGUAUGGUCAUUCCAACCAAAUGGGUUGCAGCAGGAGAUAACUGCUGCAACCUCAAAGUUUGAUAGCAAGGGAAAAGGUGGGGUUGGUGCGAACUUGUUGCGCUAGCCCCAUCUAUUCCACAACCAGAUGGAGAAGCUUUGUUGCAGUUUCUGUUAUGGUUAUUGCAACAGCUUUUGGUUCUAGGAUUGCCCGCCCCCAUCUGGUUGCUAUCAAAGGCAACUCAUUCUUGGCUCAUGUACGGAUAGGUUUUCCUGCCAUUCCAUGCAAUCAUCCUGCUCGCUCGGGUGGCUAGCGAAAACCUUGAAGCUACAUAAAAUUAAUGCAGUAGACUACAUAUGAAUACAAAUAUAUGAUAUGUAUGGCUUUCUUCCCAUAAGUCUGAAUAAGAACUUGAGAGUCUGGUAUGCGUUUGUGAUCUAAACUAAACAGGCUAAAUUGUUGUGUAAUUCUCUAAUAUCUAGUAUCUGGAUUUUUGACCUCCUGGGUUGGUGUAAUGUAUAACUUAAUGUUGUGUUGUUUGAAGAAUAAUGUAUUAUAUCUUAAGAACAGUGGAUGUCCUCUUUAUUAUUA